AAAUGUGUUUUUUAGUGAAAACAAUAUGGACGCUCGUUGCGACCUUUCUGCAAACGGUUUGCUAGUAAGUGUAUGCCCUCCCUUCUUAUCGCACCCGGCUUGUGCAUGUCCACAGCGAACAAUGGGACCUCUCGCAUAUCAUCGAGUGAACUCAUCGGAAUCCCCCGAGACAGUGUCGACACCACAAUAGGGGGUACGGUGGCCCCAAGCCCCGGUACCACACCUCCAGGGUGAUGGAUCGUGAUUGCAAAUCGGCCCCUUCCCCACCCGCGUUAUCAGCAUCCGGAAACCUGCUAAUCUGUGCAUUUGUUCCGGUAACACAUACCGCAAAAUCGUUUCGUAGUGUGUGUAUGUGUGCGUGUAUGUGUACCGCGUAGCUUGUUCUCAAUGGAGACCUCAUUUGCAGUUUAGCGUGCUGAUAACACGCGACUGUGUCCGCGUCGUCUGAAGGUGUGUGUGUGAGCAAGGAUUAGAUAAAAAUGGUGUACCAUCAGCCGACGCUACCAACGAAAGCCGGCUAGGCGGCGGUUCAGUAGCGCCCCGAACACGGUUCCCGGAGGAGUUGUUGACCCAUUCCCAUUGCCCUACGAGCGGAAAUGUGUGGCAUACUGCGAUGCUGUUGUGAUUGCACCAAGCGGAUAGCUUGCUGCUGCUGUACCUGUGCACUGCAGACGCUCUGCUGCAUGGUCUUCAUAGUGGUCAUCAUCUGUCUGGCGAUCGGUUUGGGCGUCUACUUCGGUGUGUUCCACAAUCGGGACUCGGACUCCGAUACGACGACCACACCGUCUAGUGCACUGCUGCGAGCCCUGCUACCCGAGGGCAUGACGGACGAGAAGGAACCGGCCUGGGUAUACUAAGCACGACCGCUGGGGCCAUUGCGCGCUGUGAUAUGUGUUUUUAGUAUUAAGCAUUGCUGCCUCCUUAGUUUAAGUGCCUACCGACGACACCGCCAAUCCGAAAUCAAUCCGUGAAUAAAUCGUGGCCUACUGGCAUGAUGUGGUGUGACUAACGCA
This is a messenger RNA of Anopheles darlingi, 1013 nucleotides long. Its product is annotated as protein midgut expression 1-like. NCBI's taxonomy places the organism in Eukaryota, Metazoa, Arthropoda, Insecta, Diptera, Culicidae. Bases 597 to 857 code for a protein of 86 amino acids. The record is from RefSeq and is a predicted model, not a curated record. The transcript is spliced from 2 exons.